AUGAAUUUAGAUGAUCACAAUUCCAAUGAACAAAAACCUGAUAAAAAACUUCACUAUUACGAUCAGGAUUGGCCUCAACAAUAACAAACCAUAUCACCAAGAUUCACUCCCUAGUAGUUUUAUCUCUAACCACCUUAAAACAUCUCUGCAUUCAAUCUCUUACCUGAACAAGAAAUCCAAGAUAAAAAUAAGCCAAAAUAUCCAUUUAGAAAAUUAUCUGCUGGAGAUGGUUUAGAUUAAUAGGAAGAAGAUCAUAAUCGCCAUUUUUACAAUUAUCCACCACCAUACUAUUAGUAAAUGCCAUAACAAAUGAAAUAUCCUCAAAAUAACUAGUAUAUGCAAAAGUAUCCAUAACCCUAUCCUCCUCCUUGGUAUAGACCUCCAUAUCCACCAUUUUACUACCCUCCUUAUGAUAUGUCCUAAUACUAAAAUACCUUAUCGAAGGAGCUCUAAUCUAAAGUUAGUCAAUUAGUUUAAUAUUAAAAAGUCUCUCCUUUUCAAUGCAAUUGCAAAAAAAGUAAAUGUCUAAAACUCUAUUGUGAAUGCUUUACAAAUAAUUGGGUGUGUUCCUAAAGUUGUAAUUGUACUGAAUGCAAAAAUAGAAUCGACAAUCCAAAUGAAAGAUCUAAAGCUAUAGAGGAAGCUCUCCUUAGAAACCCAGAAGCAUUUGCUCCCAUCUUAACUAAUAACGGCCAAUAACCACAAGUCAUCCAAGAAUAAAAGUCUUAGAAAGACAUACAGAAAGAAACUAAAAAGGGUUGCAAUUGUAAAAAAUCGGAAUGCAAGAAAAAAUACUGUGAAUGCUAUAGCAUCAAUUAAAAGUGCACGGAACUCUGUAAAUGUGAGAAUUGUCUAAAUAAGGAGGAAUAAUAAUAAUAGAUUCAACCAGAAAAGGUAGAAAAACAUGUGUAGAUAGAAAUAAUAUAGUAAUAAUAAUAAGAAGAGGAGGAAGAGAUACAAAAAAAACCAGAUAGUAAAAAAUCAAAAAAAAUUAAAAAGGAAACAAUAUAAAACAAUAAAAAUAAUAAGAAAAAGAAAAAAAAUUGA
Paramecium tetraurelia is the source of this 1047-nucleotide messenger RNA. RefSeq lists its product as uncharacterized. Gene Ontology annotation, cellular component: nucleus. Gene Ontology annotation, biological process: regulation of DNA-templated transcription. The record is from RefSeq and is a predicted model, not a curated record. Lineage: Eukaryota; Ciliophora; Oligohymenophorea; Peniculida; Parameciidae. The transcript has 3 exons.